AUGUUAGACGAGAAUCUCCCCACUUUCUUUCUUAAGCCCUCGACGGAUAAGCUCAAACACCACGAAUCUUUCUAUUUCACCCAAAACGGCACUGAGCCAGAAGCGCAAUAUGCUCUGCACCACGUCGACCCAGCCUCAAAUACGGCGAAAAACACAUAUGCGGUAGCUCUGUUCGAUUCACGCAACCCAGAGAUCCUCUAUGGCGAGGUCCUUGCAAAGCCAGGCUGGUCGCACCCAACACUGUCCCAGGACGAGAUUCGAAGGAAUGGCGGAGUCCCGCCCCCUCCUCAGCCCAUCUACCCCACCGAGUUCGCGAUUCAGCUGUACAACCCCGACACACAGGUCAUUGUUAAGCACUCGACAGCAAAAUGGAGCAGCACCGUGAGCUGGGAAUUCAGCUUACCCCAGGUCACUUUCAGGAUGCCCAGCAAUUCCGAUCUCGACCGCACACAAACCGACCCUGGCGCCGAUGUAAAUACCCCGCGAGUCAACUUCGCCUGGCGCAAGGAGGGAAGGCUGGGCAAGGACAUGACGUGCUACAUGACGGGCAAGUCUACAGACCCAACAGGCAAAAAGGCAAAGAGGAGCAAGGAGCCGGAUAUCGCUGUGGCCAUGUUCUCUGGACUGAGAGAAUUGACUAUCCUCGAGUCGAACUUAUACCGCGUCGAGAUUGAGGACUACAAGGGCUUGGAGGUAGCACUGCUCAUUGGUGCGGCUGUUAUUCGCGAUCUCUUCUUCAGCGACCUCAACGAGCAGUUUCACAUCAACAGCGCCACGGCUCGCAAGAACAGCGGAGGGCUACGGACGAGGAAGGGUUCAUCACCAUUGGACGGUGGUCCCAGCAUCAUUCCGCCAGUCAUGACACCACAGCCUCCGCCUCCGCCGGCAUACACCCCUUCGUCGUCACAGUACCCAGUUGAGAAGGCACCGCUGCAGCCUGCAAGCGGCGCGGGAGUGAACGCCCAAGUGCCACCCCCUUCAUACUCCAACAACAACGCUGCGAAGCGCGCCUCGCUACCUCCGCUAGUCACCAGCCCCAACCGUCCGAAUGAGAACCGUCCCAACCAAGGUCGCCCGAUACAGCCACAACCACAGCCUCAGCGUCCAACCCAGGCACAGCGGCCUACACAGCCACAACGACCUAUGCAGCCACAGCGGCCUACGCAACCACAGCGGCCCAUGCAGUCACAGCGACCGACACAGCAGCGCCAGGAGGGACCGAGACUGGACCCACGCUCGCAGUGGGAGAUUGAGGCCGAGACUGCUCGUCUCAAAGCACAAGUUGAGGCUGAGGAACGCGAGCAAAAGCGCCAAGCCGAAGCCGCCCGGAAAGCGCGACGGAAGCAGGAACAAGAGGCAGAGCGCAAGACUUUGCAGUUUCUCGAACAAGAGCGCAAGCAAAAGGAGUUGGAAGAGAAGGAGCGACGAAGGAAGGAAGCCGAAGUUGACAAGGAGACUGAACGUCUAAAGAAGCAGUUUGGAGACCAGUCCAAUCUCAUGCGGCCCUCACCUCAACCUCAGCGACAAUCGGCACCGCUCAUCCAGAUUCAAGCACCACGACCAAACCAGCGACCCGCCCCUGUACUUGCACAACCCGCGCGCCCGCAAGCAAAGGUUUCAUUCCUCCAAACACCACCUCAGCCACGCCCAGCCGCAAGCCAGAGCAGUAGCAGUUUCUUUAGUAACGGCCUGCCGAAGCCGGUAGCAAAGGCGAAGAAGAGUUUCUGGGGACUGCGCACGCAGAGUUGUGAGAGCGCAGAAAAGUUGAUGAAGAAGAAGAAAAGUAGCCUGUUUUAGCAUGACGUAGCAUUGGAGUUUCGGUUUUGGGUAUGGCAUUGGGUAUGGAGUUUAGACUUAUGAGCAGUAGUAGUCGUGAUGAUUCCAGCUCUUUUGAAUUCAAAAACAAUCCUAUUAUUGGAGUUCAAG
Molecule: messenger RNA, 1926 nt
Organism: Pyrenophora tritici-repentis Pt-1C-BFP
Lineage: Eukaryota; Fungi; Ascomycota; Dothideomycetes; Pleosporales; Pleosporaceae
Source: RefSeq, a predicted model, not a curated record